CGGAGAAUCAUCUGUUUCUUCCUGCUUAGACCCUUUGUAGCUGAAAAAAAAAAUGAACUGAUUCUUUGGCAAAGCAAAGCCCAAGGCUCCACCACCCAGCCUGACAGACUGUAUAGGCAUGGUUGAUAGCAGGGCAGAAUCAAUUGACAAGAAGAUUUCUAGACUUGAUUCUGAGCUAGUAAAAUAUAAAGAUCAGAUAAAAAAGAUGAGAGAAGGACCUGCAAAGAAUAUAGUAAAAUAGAAAGCUUUGAGAGUGUUAAAGCAGAAAAGAAUGUAUAAACAACAACGGGACAAUCUUUCACAACAGUCUUUUAAUAUGGAACAAGCAAAUUAUACUAUCCAGUCACUGAAAGACACCAAAACAAUGGUGGAUGCUAUGAAAUUAGGUGUAAAACAAAUGAAGAAAGCACACAAGCAAGUCAAGAUUGACCAAAUUGAGGAUAUACAAGACCAGUUAGAAGAUAUGAUGGAAGAUGCAAAUGAAAUCCAAGAGGCUCUGAGUCGGAGUUACGGAACUCCAGAGAUUGAUGAAGAUGACUUAAAGGCAGAAUUGGAUGCACUGGGUGAUGAACUGUUAGCUGAUGAAGACAGCUCUUACUUAGACGAGGCAGCAUCUGCACCAGCAAUUCCUGAAGGUGUUCCCAGUGAUGCAAAAAACAAGGAUGGUGUACUGGUGGAUGAAUUUGGACUGCCACAGAUUCUAGCUACAUAGAGCUAUGUCUUCAACAGUACAUUAUGUAUAAUAAACAGAAAUUGGGGAAUCUGGGAAAUAUUUUGCAUAUUUGCAUAUU
Messenger RNA from Monodelphis domestica (gray short-tailed opossum), 791 nucleotides. NCBI's taxonomy places the organism in Eukaryota, Metazoa, Chordata, Mammalia, Didelphimorphia, Didelphidae. The record is from RefSeq and is a predicted model, not a curated record.